Molecule: messenger RNA, 354 nt
Organism: Schistocerca nitens (vagrant locust)
Lineage: Eukaryota; Metazoa; Arthropoda; Insecta; Orthoptera; Acrididae
Exons: 4
Coding region: 1-354 (117 amino acids)
Source: RefSeq, a predicted model, not a curated record
AUGCGUGUUCCUCAACUAUUAGACAUGCUUAGUCAGUCAGUUAAGGUGAAGUGUCAGUCGCCACAGCAGCAGCAGAAUAGGAGGAGGAAGCAGCAGAAAACUUCACUCGUGACGUCAGCAUCAGCAGGUUCCAACCUGUCGGGGCCCGCACACGUGGUGACCUCGGACUCUUCCACGCAGGAUCCUGUAGUACAGCUUCUCAGCAUGCUGGAGCAGGAUAGCGGGGUGCUAAUGUCAGUGCCAGAGACUGCGUUUGAGGCUGAGGCUGCUUCGCAGUACUGGACUCCUUCGUACGCGCCAUCCAUUUACUUCUCCGCGCUGCUGCCUGUUCCUGAAAUUGGAAAUUUGUCGUAA